This is a messenger RNA of Zeugodacus cucurbitae (melon fly), 3243 nucleotides long. Its product is annotated as T-complex protein 11-like protein 1. The record is from RefSeq and is a predicted model, not a curated record. The transcript has 8 exons. The coding region runs from base 778 to 2361 and encodes 527 amino acids. Gene Ontology annotation, biological process: signal transduction. NCBI's taxonomy places the organism in Eukaryota, Metazoa, Arthropoda, Insecta, Diptera, Tephritidae.
UCUGUUUAAUCUGUUUUUUCUUCUCGAACAUUGUGGACGCUUUUAGAGGCAAAAAGAAGUUUCCUCUCUUGCAUUUAUUCAGCAAAACUUAACAAAAUUGUGACUAAUCUAUCCAAUUAACAACAAAGAAAAAUUGUGAAUUAAAAAAGUUUGCAUAAGGCUGGGACGUAAUACCAAUUUGGUGUACAAUUUCGCAACAACAAAAACACGUAUAAUUUCAGUAAUAUUUUUUGUCACAGUAAAGGCUAACUGCGUUUUAUUUAAAAAGGUACCAUCUAAAAUCAUAUACAAAGUUGUAAGAAUACUUUGAUUGCUGCGUAAGAAAUUACAAAUUUGGACGGAAAAAAUCGUGCUGUCUCAGUGCUGGCUUGCAAAAAUAAAUAUAAUUCUUGAAAAUAAACGUGUCUAAAUCGAAAGUCGGACUUGAAAAAUCGUAACUACUGUGCAGACAAAGGAAAUUGUCACCAGAAGAGCAAGUCUUGAUGUUAGUGGUGUGUGUUUCUACUUUCAAAUAAGGCACUACAAACAAAGAAGUCAUCAGUUGCAAGCGUUGAACUCAAAGCCUGUCUUUGUUAGCAAGCAAUAAACCAAGUUAGGUAAAACGACUUCAAUAAUCAAACGGCAAACAAUUUUCUUUGUGCUAGACGCGGAAUCGCAUGAAAAGUUGCUGCAUUUAGUAAUACCAAGUGUGGCGUAACAACAAUUACAAAAUAAAAAGUAAAGCUAUUGGAAUUAACAACAACAACAAAAAAGUAAACAAUAAUAAACAACGCAAAAAUGCCAGCUGAUUCGGUUUCAAGAAUGGACUCCAACGGCUCUGGUGGCGAGUCAAAUCCGCCCGAAAAUUUACUUGGUACCUCACCGGGUGCCUCAAGUUUGCGCAGUCGCACUGAGAGUGAAAGCUCUGAUAAAUUGGCACGCUUCGUGCUGCCCAGCAUGGAUGGUAGUCCACCAAAGGUGCUAACACUACACGAAGUAGGUGAUGUGCUAAAAAAUAUACAAAACAUGGAACUGGUGCACGAAAUUGCCAUAAAUCCUGAAUUUAAAUUCGAGCCUUACGAACCACCAGAGAACAGUCUGGAACGUCGCAUUAAGGAUAUUAUGCAUAAAGCCUUCUGGGACGUAUUGCGUGGUCAGCUUAGUGAAAAUCCCCCAUGCUAUGAUCACGCCAUACAAUUGUUGGCUGAGAUCAAGGACUGCUUUCCUCAAAUACUCUCGCAGAAUAAUACACGUGCCUUACAGCACAUCAACGAAAUACUUGACAUCGAUGUUAUCAAGCAACAGGCCGAAGAGGGUGUCUUAGAUUUUAGAGCCUAUGCCAAUUUCGUCAUACAAAUCAUGGCCAAGUCAUGCGCACCGGCCAGAGAUGAAAUGGUGCGUCAGUUGACGGAAAUCGAAGAUGUCGUGGAUACUUUUAAGAAUAUACUCGAAACAAUGGCGCUCAUGAAAUUAGAUAUGGUCAAUUAUUUGCUCGAUUUUGCACGCAAUGACAUUAUGGCCAAUUCGGUGGAAUAUGAGAAGAAGAAGUUCAAGGAGUACUUGGAAUAUUACAAAUUUGGCUUCCCUGGCACCGAAAAUUGGCUGAAGAACAGCUGUGCACAUGAUGCCAACAAUGUGCCCUCAUCACCAGAACAAACGAUCUCAAAUGCCUAUAUGGAACUUAUGGACUGGGAUGAGUCGAAGGAGUUCCCAGAGGUGCUAUCGAUUGACAAGGAGCGUAUCUUGAAACUGGGUCAACGUGCUAAACGUAUUUGCACAUGUGCUGCGGUCAUCUCUAUUUGCUCGGGUGUGCCGAUUAUAUCGCAACGCAGCGAAAAUCGUGUGGCACUCGCUAAACAAAUUGAAAUCAUUUUGCAAGGCACCACUAACGAGAAAGAGCUCUUGGAUUCCAUAGAAAAUGUGUGGCUACAAGUCAAAACCGUUAUAAAUGAUUACUUACAAAAGGAGAAACAGCCGGUAAUGGAUGCUAAUACGGAAGAGUUGUUGAAAUCGCAAAUAAUGCAAGCAGGCAACAAGGAUUCGCCGGUGCGUCAACUAAUGUGGAAACGUUUCCAAACCUAUUUCCGUUUGGCCAUGCGCUCGAGAGCCGGUUUGCCACCGCCACCACCUGGUUAUGCGGAUUUCAAAGAUGAACUCGAGGCCUAUUGUACUGCCUUAAAACGCGUAAUUGCCUAUAAUCAUUCCGUCUUCGGUGAAUACUUUAUGCGUGUGCUCACACAACAGCCCUUCACAAGCAGCGCAGCAGCAGCAACUACGAGCGAUGCCACAGCUGCUGCAAGCGCUACAGAAAAGGAGCAAGCAACCAUUGAGAGCACAGCCGCUGUUGCUACUGCCGAUGAGAAGGCUUCGAAUAGCCAAUAAUGGAAAUGCAUGUUAGCGUAACGUAAACGACAAGCGACAGUAUGUGCUGUGUGUGAAUGUGUGGUGCCGUUGUUGUUGUCAGACAAGUGCUGCCAUUGGCACAAAUUGAUUUCAUUUAAUAAAUCGGAAGUUUUGUAAACGAACUAACCAAACGUGAGCCAACACGUGACUGAAGUGGGGCCCGAAGUGCCGGCGCAUUUAUGAUUUGAACUGUGACGUUUAAGAAUUUGGGCAGAAAAUCGAAAAAAACCAAAUUUACUUUCCUAAAAAUACUCCAACUUAAUUUAAUUAAAAAUGGAUAACGUUAGAAACAAGCAAAUUGAAUGAGAUUAUAAUGAAGAAAUGCAAAGUUGAAAAUCGUAAAAAUUAUAUAAAUUCAAACGUUAAAACGUGCUAAUUAGUUUAUUUUUAAUAACUGUUUCACAAAAUUAUUAAAUGAAGAAAAUAAGCAAAAUUCAAUGUGAAAUUAUAAGCUGAGUUAAAAAAAUCGAAAUCUUUAAUUUUAUUUAUUGGCAAAAGAUGCCUGCAUAACGCCAAUGAAAUUUGUUUGAAAAGUAUUGGAAAAAUUGGUGCUGCUCGUGAAUGAGCGCGAAUGAGACUUGAACUUAUUUGUGGUUAUGUUUGAUAAUUACCGUACUUUAGUCACUACGCAACUGUUUAUUAUCAGCACAAUUGAAUAUGAAAAAUUCUUUACACUAAAAACUUGUUCGAAUAGAUAUUUUUUUCUUUCGAUUUCGAGUAGCUAUUUGCAUAUAAAUCAUUUAGAAUCAACCAAGUACUACUUUGAGUUGAAAAAUUAUUUAUAAAACCUCAAACUUAACCACCAACAUUGAAGUGAUAUCGAUUUUUUAUUUACCAAAAUUUUACGAAUUUUUGCACACA